Molecule: messenger RNA, 429 nt
Organism: Lathyrus sativus (Indian pea)
Lineage: Eukaryota; Viridiplantae; Streptophyta; Magnoliopsida; Fabales; Fabaceae
Source: the annotation of a GenBank genome assembly
AUGGCAUCAUUCAGUUUUUAUCUAGUACUAAUGAUCAUCAUGAUUUUCAUGCCCUCACCUCUCCUUUCAUCAUAUUCACAACCACAACAACCUCUUCCUGAAGUUCCCACACUCUCCUCUUCUUCACCAGCAACAAAAACAGAUCCUUCUCCAUCUUCACUCUUUCCUUCCCAAGAUUUGUCACCUGACAUUGCUCCACUUUUGCCUUCUUCUGGUGGUGCUUUGCCAACUCCUACAGGCUCUGACAUUCCCACUAUUCCUUCCAAUCCAAGUCCUCCAAACCCAGAUGACAUCAUUGCUCCAGGACCCUUUUCUGCAUUUGCACCAUAUGGAUCAGUACAAGCUACUUCCAAUGCUCAUAGAAGUGUAGUUUUUGACAUAGCAACUAUUGCUUUUGCAUGUUUAGCAGCAUACAUUUCUUUGCAGUAA